AUGACUGCCCAGACAAUGGCCCACGCGGGCCGUGACAGUCGCUACGAUGCCUUCGCAGCUGCGAAUUUGUCCUACCGACCUCAGUCAGGUUCGCCGACGUUGACGAACCCAGACAUGAUUCUACCAGACUAUGGCGAACCGGAGCAUCUCGACAACCGAUCCCGCUCACCACUAGUGACGUGGAACAAUGCGCAUUCCCCCCACGACUUUCACGAUUUCUCGCAAGCUAGCUAUAUUCCUGGACCACUUCCGCCCACGACGCCCAUCAUAUAUGGCAAUGGCACGAUGCUCUCGGAUAUUGGUGAGGUGACCGAAGUCGAAAGUGCGGCCGGCCUCCCGCCGAGUCGCAAUUCCUCCGGCUUGUCUGGCACCCCUGGAACGAAUAGCGGCACACCUCUACGCUCCUCACCGACAAUGGGAAAGAGAGCGCUCAAGAAGAGACAGAAUAUUGCGAGGCGCGAGCGCCGACUCUCAAUUGAAUCCACGAGCACCGUCAAUACCAUUGAUGGCCCAGAAGCUACCUUUGGCGACUUUGAUGACUCAGUCAGUGUAGAUGAUAGCAAUUUCCAAGGAGAUGAUGAGGAGAGUUUGGCAAGCGAAUUCGUGGAUGAAACGUCCGUUCAAACCCUCGGUGCUUCGACAAUGCCAUCUGGUCACAGAUUGAAUGAGCAUAGACUUUCCACCAACUCGCUGAGCAAACGAGCUGAACAGAUUCUUGCUAAUGCGAAACAUCGCCUUCUGGCUAUGGAAGGCAACCUUAAUAGGGCCAUGACGUUUAGUUAUUCGUCUAUAUCUGAAUGUUCCACCCCGCCUCCUGGUUCUCGCUCGAAUGGCUCGAUCCACGACAGACCGCAGACCAUUACUCCAACACACUCGAGGAAUGUGAGCGAGAAUAGCUUACAAGGUGUUGCUCGUACGACUAUGCUUCCUCAACGAUCUGCCAGUGCCCUUGGUGCAGCUGGUGGCUAUCGCCAACACUUGACGUUGUCCAAGAGUGCCGACGGUUUAGGGUCCAAGCAGAGUUCAAGUUCCGUCAAGUCUCCUCUCUCCUCUAUUGGCUCAGCUUUAGAGCCGCUCGACGAAGAUGAAAGCCCACAAGACGAGGACAACCGUCGCUCUGGUAGUCAGGUUGUAGCUCUAGGCAGCCCAACCUCCGGAUCGCCUAUGGAAGCUAGUGUGACGACGCGGUCCGCCUCGGCUGCGCAAAUGCGAGACCUGCAGGAUCAAAUGCAAGGACUCAAAGGCAAGAUCUCUAGUCUGAAGCAGCAGGCACAGGCAGACAGCAUGAAGAGGCGUAGUUUGCAAAGUUUAAGGGCGCCUAGUCCUUUCACACAUGCUAGGUGGGAACAAGGAUAUACAAGCCCCAAACAAGCAGAUACACCAGAAAUCGGAAAUCCUGGUUUGGCUAGCCCGUUGAAUGGGUCCAAGUCUGGUUUUGAGAAUGAUAGGAUUCCGGAAGAGAUGGGAAAGCAAGAAACGGAAGCACAGCUAAUGGGCGGUUCGGAGGCUGCUUCUCCCCCGUAUGCAUCUCACAAGGAUGAGGAAACACAGAGUAUAGACCGCCAUCAAGUGGUUCGGUCAGCAGACGCAGCUGCAUUGAAUGGCGAAGCAAAGACCACUCCUCAAAGCCGUGAUGAGCGGGAUGAGGCUCACCUUCCAAAUGAUGGAAUGCCCGAGAACGACCAGGAGGACCAAGACCAAGAAGACUUCCCGGAUUAUGCUAGCGAAAGUGGCGAAUCGCUCUAUCAUGAUACACAUCAGGAGCCCACUGAUAUAUCACAUGAAGAUCGGGAAGAUGCGUUUGAUUAUGAACAUUUCUUCCUACACUCUGCCAUGGGCACUCUUAGCCGGCAGCGGGUAACUAGAAGCGAUAGCGUAAGCAGUGUCACAUCUCAAGACUCUGUGGAAACCACACGCGGUCCGACUAUGACGCACGCACGACGACCCAGUAUUGAUACUCUGGCUUCCAUCGACUCUUUCGCAACCGCCAUGGAGGGCAGAGAGAGCCGCAGCUCGGUAGGCCGCUCGACGAGAUCUGACGAUGGGUUUGUGACGCCUACGGACGACUACGAAGAUGAAGACAGCCCACCGGCCACAACCAUCCGGUCGAGUGUUGGCGGGAUGGGCCAAGACAGUCCAAGUGGUAGCGGUAGCGGUAGCGCCAGUGGAAGCAGCAGUGAUUCUACCGGAUAUUACCGAAAGCACACUCGCUACGGCUCAGUCAUUCAUCGACCCGUUAGUGCGAGCACGCCAUCUACUCUGCACCGUCCGUCCGUCUCAUCGUUUGAGUCCACAGGGACAAACAGGAGCUUUCCCCUUGUCAACAAAGCCAGGCUGAGCCAGGGAACCUUGAGCGGAUCGCCAGACAGCCCGCUCAAGCAAGUCGCCGAGUCACUCAUGAAUGAGACAAGAAGCAUAUGUGACAAGGACAGCGCUGGGAGCGGACCACAGUCUCCUGCGAUACAAACGCUCUCACGAGAAGACCAAGUCUUGGUGGAACAAGUCGUGGCAAGUCUGGGACGAUGCGUCUUGGGCCUGAGUGAAGCUACGCGUCUCGGCAACGGAAACCAUGCUGAAUACAGAGAGAGAAUAGAAGCGGCUAGGAAGCUGCUCCAGAGCAUUGGCGACGGAGCACCAAUGUCUCCGUAA
Molecule: messenger RNA, 2649 nt
Organism: Metarhizium brunneum ARSEF 3297
Lineage: Eukaryota; Fungi; Ascomycota; Sordariomycetes; Hypocreales; Clavicipitaceae
Source: RefSeq, a predicted model, not a curated record